CCUUUUCUAACGUGAAUAUUGAAGUCUUUGAAUCUAGCUAGCUAGCUUUCACAUCUAUUGAUUUUUAAUCAAACCAUUGUAUAUAAAUGUGUCAGUGGCCAAUGCAAGUCGAUCUACAAGGGUCAUCAGCUUUUGGGUAUUGAUUAGAGUAAUAUAGAGGGAGAGAGAGAGAUGGAGAGCCAUUUGAAGAUGGUGUUAGUGGUUUUCUUUGUAUUGGUUUUAGGGAUUAGCACUAGAACAGUUGAUGGUGCAGUUUCUCAAAUUACCAUGAAAAAGAUUGAUAGGAUGAAUAGGAAAGGCCCAUACUUGGGUAUUAUAGUACCAAAUUCCUUUGAGCUCACCCCUCUUCUUCAAUCGGCAAGCUUUGUGACUGAUCAGAAGCUUCCCAGUUUGGAUUUUUCAGGAAGAAGGUUUCGAUUUGGUAGAUUGGAUAAUCAAAGUGUUGUAAUUGCUAUGACAGGGUUGAGCAUGCUUAAUGCAGGUGUAACAACUCAAUUAUUGCUAACCCUAUUCAAGGUGAAAGGGGUUGUGCACUAUGGAAUUGCAGGAAAUGCAGAUCCUCAACUCCAAAUUGGAGAUGUCACUAUCGCUCAGUACUGGGCUCAUACAGGCCUUUGGAAUUGGCAGAGGUUUGGGGAUGGUCCUGAUAAUUUGUUAUCCUUGGAGUCAUUCGGAGACUACACCAGGGAUGUUGGUUACAUAAAAUUUUCCGAAUUCAACAACAAAACAGAAACUGAGAAGUCUGUUGACAAUUUUCUGAACAAUGCAUGGUACCAACCGGAAGAGAUCUUCCCAGUUUAUGGCACUCCUGAAGUUCGGCAGCAUGCCUUUUGGGUCCCCGUAAACAAAAAAUAUUUUGCACUUGCUCAACAACUACUGGAUUUGAAGUUAGAGAGUUGCGUGAAUACAACUUGUUUACCAAGAGCACCAAUAGUGGUGAGAGUGCAAAGAGGGAUCAGUGCCAAUGUGUUUGUGGACAAUAGUGCAUAUAGACAAUUCUUGAACUCCAAGUUUAAUGCCACUGCAAUUGACAUGGAAAGUGCUGCAGUAGCUCUGGUCUGUAAACAGCAAAAGACACCUUUCAUUGUGAUUAGGGCGCUAUCAGAUUUGGCUGGGGGAGGCUCCUCUGUGUCGAAUGAAGCCUCUAUUUUCGCAUCAUUGGCAGCUCAAAAUGCAGUCACCGUAGUGCUCAAAUUCAUCUCCUUGUUGUCUUCCUAGUUUCACCAAAUUAAACGCGAUAGCUCCACUGAUUUUUACACUGUAUCAUCCUUCAUCAAGUUGUUUAAGCAUCUUUUUUCGCGACAA
This is a messenger RNA of Rosa chinensis, 1305 nucleotides long. RefSeq names its product bark storage protein A. The record is from RefSeq and is a predicted model, not a curated record. NCBI's taxonomy places the organism in Eukaryota, Viridiplantae, Streptophyta, Magnoliopsida, Rosales, Rosaceae. Gene Ontology annotation, molecular function: catalytic activity. The transcript is spliced from 5 exons. The coding region runs from base 172 to 1218 and encodes 348 amino acids. Gene Ontology annotation, biological process: nucleoside metabolic process.